Messenger RNA from Aspergillus ruber CBS 135680, 1434 nucleotides. RefSeq names its product NAD(P)/FAD-dependent oxidoreductase. The record is from RefSeq and is a predicted model, not a curated record. Lineage: Eukaryota; Fungi; Ascomycota; Eurotiomycetes; Eurotiales; Aspergillaceae. The transcript is spliced from 4 exons. Gene Ontology annotation, cellular component: cytoplasm. Gene Ontology annotation, molecular function: oxidoreductase activity. The coding region runs from base 1 to 1434 and encodes 477 amino acids.
AUGGGCUCUACAGACUCCCUACCUGCCGGUCUCCCGGUCAAGAAUCCCACGACUCCCUUUUGGAGAACCGAAUUGCAUGCCCUCGAUGACCUGCGAACUACCCCGGAAUUGCCUCAGGAGAGCGACAUCGUCAUAGUUGGCGCUGGAUAUGCCGGAGUCAGCAUCGCAUAUCAUCUACUGAAGCAACAAGACCAGCAAAGUCAACAUCACCCGUCGAUAACUAUUCUUGAAGCGCGACAAAUCUGUUCGGGUGCCACCGGCCGUAAUGGUGGUCAUAUUCGACCUGAUUUGUAUGGUCACAUCCCGACAUACAUUGAACGGCAUGGAGCGGAGGCCGGUGCAGAACUGGCUAAUUUUGAGCUUUCUCAUGUUAAAGCCUUGAAAGAUGUCAUUUCUGAAGAAGGGAUUGAUUGUGAUUUCAACAUCACUCGGAAUAUGAACGUGUAUCUCAACGAAGCUCAUGGUGAGAAGGCGAAACAGAAAUAUGAGGCACUGGCAUCCCAGUCGCAUUCGUUUGUCGAGGACAUACAUUACACGCCACAGAAGCAUGCUGAAGGAAUAUCUGGCGUCAAAGGUGCCAAGGCUUGCAUGUCCUAUACUGCAGGCACGAUAUGGCCUUAUAAGUUUAUUCUGGGAUUGCUUUCGAAGAUUAUGGGUUAUACUGCUCUUAAUGUGCAAACGCACACUCCGGUCACGUCUGUAACAUCAUCUGACUCCAGUCACUUGGUCCAUACUUCGCGCGGAUCGAUCCGUGCUUCCAAAGUCAUCUAUGCUACGAAUGCAUAUACACCUAGCUUACUCCCAGAGUACUCCUCGAAUAUUGUGCCCGUUCGUGGAUUAUGCUGUCACAUCACCGUCCCCGAGGGCAAGCAUGCUCCUUUCCUGCCAUACUCUUACAUCCUCAAUGGAGACGGAUGCAGCUACUUGAUUUCCCGGCCAGAUGGAAGUAUCAUCGUUGGCGGCGCCCAAUACACAUUCAAAGAUGCGAAGGAGCAGUGGUACGGUGUGGUAGACGACAGCACACUCAUUGAGCCCGCAAAGGACUAUUACAAUGAUUACAUGCAGCGCACGUUCCAUGGCUGGGAGGACAGUGGUGCAUAUGUCAAGGAGAUUUGGACUGGAAUUAUGGGCUAUUCGUAUGACUCCAACGCCCACGUUGAUCAUAGAGCAAAGCGCGUGAUGUACAUUCUCAAAAAGGAGCAGGUCCACUGCGCGAAGACGGCAACAAUCCCUUUGCUACGCGCGGCACACUUUUCGUUGGAGAAGCCUGAGACUUUGCUACAGGCUAUUGACAUUCACGCCGUGUCGUCCCAGGAGCUCUGUGAAUGGAUUACCAAUUUACAACAUAUAUUGGCCGAGGGUCAUGAGAUGGGUGCUGUGAAAGUGUUUGAUCGGUUUUUGGUCAAGGUCAAUGCUGAGGUCGGUGGUGUUUGA